CUUAAAUGUUAUGAGAUGCGAUUGGCUUAAAAUGCAAGUGAAACCGUAUACUAUUUUUAUUACUUCCUGGCACUGUCGGUUUAAGUGUUUUUCUAGAUAAGUUAUACAUACCUACUACAUGUGUAGUGCAACACACAUGUUUUAGAUAUACUAUGGUUAGGGUAAGAAUUGUGUAUGUGUAGGUUAAGAGUUUUUGUUAUAAAUAAAGGCUCUGGGACACCAGAGCGUCAGUUAUCUACCAAACCCCCGCGUAAACAGUUGGUGACCCUAAGUGAGUUUUUUUGAAAAGUGAAAUUUUUUUUGUUUCAAAUUAAAAUUGGCAGUAUAAGAGUAGUGGUAAGUAUUAAUAUAUUCAUACAUAUAUACUCUUAGUCUUUUAUCUACAUAGUUUUUUGUGUGUAUUAAAUCCUUAAUAAAAAAAAUUUAAAAGCAAUGGAUUCUGCGCUUAACGAAAAUCAAACCAUUGCAAGCAGAAUCUCUGCUCUGUAUGAGGAAAUAAAAAAUUUUAGGGGGCAAAAUAUUGAAGAGGGACAGAUCCAACGUUGGAGGGGUGUAGUAACCGAUCUGUCUAGGCAAUUUGAGGAGAACGAGUGUAUCCUCAAAGAGGCCUCUUCAACCCUAAAGAGAAACCCUUAUUUUAAAGAUAACCAUGCAGAGCAAAUUAGGGGAUUUUUCAAUAAUACCUCAACUCUAAUUUUGACCAUGGAAAUGGAAGCUAAAGCACUAAAAGAUAGUUUGCAAGCAGCGGGAGUGAUAGCCUCACGACCAGCACCUCAGCCACCUACAUCUAGUCACACCUUAGGUUCAAUCGCUACAGCUCCCAUGAUUUCAAAAUCAGAACGGCAAUUAAAGUUCGUUUUAGAAGAUCUUAGCAAGACUAUUGACAAAUUUUUGGGAAAUAAGAUUCCAAAAGUCUUCCUUCUGGAAAGUGCCAAAGAAGCUAAAAUGAUGUAUCGCAAUUAUUUAGGAGAAUGUGACGAGAAUUGUUUAGAAGAUUUAUUUCUCAACGUAAGUUUUAAACUCGAUGAGGCUUUGGACUUCGCUCCUGAAGAUAAAAAAACGCAGAAUGAAAAUCUGCCCUACACACUGCCAAAAAUAGAUAUUCCGGUAUUCUCUGGAGACUAUAUUCAGUGGAACACGUUUAGAGAAUUGUUUUCCCAAUUAAUAGGUUCAGCCAGUAUCUCGGAUACACAGAAAAUGAUUUGCUUGAAAUCAAAGCUAAGAGGGGAAGCGGCAAUGACGAUCGCGAACCUACCAGCAAAUGCAGAAAACUAUCCAAUUGCUUGGAACCUCUUGGAUAAUAAAUAUACCAACUUGAGAGCGCAAACUGCCAUUCAUUUUUCGAACAUAAUGGGGGCACCCUAUACGACUGAAAAUCUAGAAAGUGUAAAACGAUUGAAAGAAGUGAUUGAGGAAAAUUUGCAAGCUCUAAAAGCAACAAAAUUGAGUUCUGAAAGUAUACUGCAAGGCCUUUUAAGUUUCAUUUUAGUACGAAAAAUGAGUAAUGAUUUAAGAUUGAAGUAUGAAACUUCACUUCAGAACUCACGAGAAAUACCCAUUGUUGACUCAUUGGUGAAAUUUUUAAAUCAUGAGUUUUAUGCACUGCAAGCAGUACAAAAAUCAUCAAAAAAGGAUGGGUCAUCCAAAUGGGAUGACCAUAUUAAAGAAUUGGCAAACAAAAAGGAAAUCGAAUGCAUCAUGGGAUGUAAUAAUCGACAUUUCCUUUUUCAAUGCACAAAAUUUAAAGACCUUACCAUUAAAGAAAAAUGGGAAAAGGUUAGAAAAAAUAACUUAUGCUCGAAAUGUUUAAAAAAUGGACAUUCGAGUAAAAAUUGCAAUGGGUAUAAUUGUCGUAUAUGUAAUGAAGGUCAUAGCACAUUCUUACACAAAGUUAGUAAUGAAAAAGGUGCAGUGACAAAAAGUACCAUUAAGCAAGGAUGCGAAAAUUCAGAAAAAUGCAUUUUGUUAGCUACAGCGGUUGUUUAUAUCCAAGAUGCCAAAGGCAAAUGGAUCAAAGGCAGAGCGCUUCUUGAUAGCGGCUCUCAAGUAAAUUUGAUGUCAAAAUCGUUCCUAAAGAAAUUAAGACUUAAGGGCGAAGCAAUUAAAUCGGCAGCGAUAGAAGGUGUUGGCAAAACACGUUCAAAAAUUGAAGAACGGGUAAAUAUAAAAAUUAAGUCCAGAAUGCAUAUGAGCAAUUUCGAAACAAAUCUAGACGUACUAAUAGCGCAGGAAUUAAUGUCCAAAUUGCCGGCAGAAGAAGCCAUUAUUAAAAAGAUUCCAAAUAACAUUGAAUUAGCUGAUCCAAAUUUUAAUGUUCCUAAGGAAGUGGACAUAUUAAUAGGUUACGAAUUAACCUAUGGGGAUCUCUUUGAAGGAGAAAAAAUUUCAUUGAAUGAAAAUAAUUUAAUAGCCCACAAAACCAAAUUGGGUUGGGUUAUUACAGGAGCUGCAAUGAUUAAUAGAGCCCCAUACAUUUGCAGUUUGGCCUCUUUUUCCGAGCCCACAAUAGAAAACCAAAUAAAACAGUUUUGGGAAAUUGAGGAAGAUAUGGAAAAAGACAAAAAAUUUUCAAAGGAGGAGGAAGACUGUCAAACUAUUUUUACAAAAACCACAACCAGAAAAGUGGAUGGGAAGUUCGGAGUAAACCUCCCCUUUAAAGGAGACAUUGAACAAUUAGGAAAUUCAGAGAUUACUGCUAAAAGAAGGUUCUUAGCUAUGGAAAAGAAAUUGGAGAAAAACUAUGAAGUAAAGUCACAGUAUCAUGAAUUUAUGAAGGAGUAUAUAAAAUUAAAUCAAAUGGAGGCUCUAGCCACUCCAAACCAACUUCAGUUCAAAUGUUAUUUACCUCAUCAUUAUGUACUGAAGCCAGAUAGCACUUCUACAAAAUUGAGAGUAGUUUUUGAUGCAUCUGCAAAAACUACUACAAAUAUAUCAUUAAAUAAUUUAUUACAUACGGGGCCAAGGCUACAAGAUGAUUUAUUUGAUAUUCUGAUGCGUUUCAGAAAACACAAAUUUGUAAUAUCAGCAGACAUUGAGAAAAUGUUCAGACAAAUUUGGGUAAACGAAGAACAUCAAAAUUUCCAACUAAUUUACUGGAGGUGGAAGCCAUCGGAGGCCCUAAAGACAUACAGAUUAAAAACUGUUACUUAUGGCACUGCGAGUGCACCUUACUUAGCAGUAAAAUGUCUACAAACAGCAGCAGAAGAUAAUAAAGAUAAAUUUCCAACAGCUUCACAAUGCAUUCAGUCAGACUUUUAUAUGGACGAUUUGAUGACAGGUUGUGAUAAUCUAACUGAGCUAAAAAAUAUGCAGCAACAAAUAAUUCAUAUAUUAAAUUCAUAUGGAUUCAAAUUGAGAAAAUGGUGUGCUAAUCAUCCUAGUUUGUUGAACGAAAUUCCUAGCGAAGAUCGAGAAAUUAAAUUAGAUAUAACAUCUAAUAAAGCUGAGAAUAUAAAAGCCCUAGGAAUCGCUUGGAAUCCAGCUAAAGAUGACAUCUCAAUAAAAUCUUAUUUAGAAACUGACUACAAAAUUACAAAGCGCCAAAUACUUUCUGAUAUUGCGAAACUAUUUGAUCCUUUAGGUCUUUUGAGUCCAGUUGUAGUGGUGGCAAAAUUGAUACUACAACAAAUAUGGAAAGAAAAAAUCGACUGGGAUCAAGCCGUUACAGGAGAAACCAUGCGAUCCUGGGUACAUUUAAGAAAUCAAAUGAAAUUAUUGAAUGAAAUAAAUCUUCCCAGAUACGCAUUAUUACCUGAUGCAAAAGAAAUAGAAUUACACGGAUACUCAGAUGCAUCCAUGAGAGCCUAUGGCGCUGUGGUAUAUGUAAAAUCAGUAGACAAAUCGGGAAAUAUUAAAAUAAAUCUAUUAGCUUCCAAAUCGAAAGUCGCCUCAUUAAAAAUUCAGACGUUACCUCGAUUAGAACUAUGUGCUGCGGUACUGUUAGUAAAAUUAAUGGAAAAAGUAUCAAAAGCACUUAAUCUAAAAGACAAGCAUAUUUAUUAUACGGAUUCAACAAUCGUCCUUAGUUGGCUACAAUUAGAUCCUGCAAAAUUGCAAAUAUUUGUGUCGAAUAGGGUAAACUUUAUUCAGGUGCAAACCAAAGGGCGGCAAUGGAGACAUAUUGACACAAAAUCAAACCCAGCUGAUUUAAUAACAAGAGGGUUAUAUCCAGAAGAAAUAAUUAAUAAUAGUCUGUGGUUUAAUGGACCAAUGCACUUAGCUAACAUGGAGUCAUACAGAAAAAAAAUUGUCACAAAGCCUUUAACAUCGCUUCCAGAUAUAAAGAAAACUGCUAUAACAGCAGGUGUUUUGGUAAGGAAUUGCUCUUUAAUUGAUUCAAUUGACCACAAAAAUAAUUUUGAAUUCUUAUUAAAUGUGGUUGCUUUGCUUAUCAAAUUUAAAGAUAUUACAUUAAAGCGUCCUAAGAAAGAACUCGAAAUUCAGAAUCACUUAUAUUAUCGAAAAGAAGCUUUGAAUUUUAUUUUGAAAUAUAUACAAACUAAAUAUUUUAACAAAGAACUAAGUCUCCUUUCAGGUAACAAAAAUUUAGAAAAGAGCUCGAAGCUGAUAACUCUAUCACCAUUUUUGGACAAAAAUGGCAUCAUUAGAGUUGGAGGACGUCUACAAGAAGGCAAUAUUCCAGAAGAAGCAAAACAUCCUGCAGUACUUCCAUAUGAAGACACUUUAGUUAAAAUUUUGGUGGAGGGAAAAAAGAAUUGUUAACAAUUGCUAUAGAUGCUUCAGGGCAAAUCCUCGUCCCCUUUUUCAAAUCAUGGGUAAUUUACCAGCAGAUAGAGUAAGAUGCACCAGGCCCUUCUUGAAUACUGGGGUUGAUUUCUUGGGUCCUAUACAAAUUCACCACAAAAUAAGAGGCAAACGAGUAGAUAAAGCCUAUGUGUGUGUAUUUGUGUGUUUCAGCACAAAGGCAGUUCACCUAGAAGUGGUAUCAGGUCUAAGCUCAGCAGCUUUUAUAGGAGCCUUAAAAAGAUUUGUGGGAAGACGUGGUUGUCCUGCAAAAAUAUACUCCGACAACGGAACAAAUUUCAUUGGGGCAGCAAAUAGUUUACAUGAAAUUUAUAUAUUAUUUCAAAAGGAGCAACUCGGAAAAGAAGUCUCCUCGUUCUGUGCUGUACACAGCAUUAAUUGGGUGAAUAUACCAGCUCGAUCUCCACACGUAGGAGGGUUAUGGGAAGCUGCUGUUAAAUCGGUUAAGAAGCAUUUUCACAGAGUAGUUGAAGGCACAUUGACCUUUGAAGAGAUGUGCACACUCAUGACCCAGAUAGAAGCAGUAUUGAAUUCACGACCUCUAACACCAUUAUCGGAGGAUCCGAAUGACUUCCAGGUUUUAACUCCAAGUCAUUUUCUUAUAGGGGAGACUUUAACCACACUUGCAGACAGUAGUGAAAACCAUUGUUAUCACGGGGUGCGGGACCACUGGAAAGCAGUGGAAAGAAAUUCAAAGGAAUUUUGGAAGCGCUGGUCACUGGAGUACCUAAGCGAACUUCAGAAAAGAGUCAAGUGGCAAAGGCCACAAGAUAACUUACCCCAAGGGAGUUUAGUUCUCCUUAAGGAAGAAAAUCUUCCAACAAUGACUUGGAGAAGGGGCAGGGUUGAGAACCUCAUCAUCGGAAAAGAUGGAAAAUGCAGGAUGGUAGACGUAAGGACCAGCACUGGAAUGACAAAAAGAUCAAUAACCAAUGUUUGUCCUUUUCCUACGGAAACGGAAAGAAAUAUAAGUAAAAAUGAGGAAUCCCAUAAGAAUAGGAAUGUAAGGCAUAAAAAUAAAAAUGUUCUAAUGACGAUGUUAACCUUUUUAUUAGUACUACCACUCUACAAUUGUCAAGUAAUUAUAGAAAAAUUUAGGGACAAGUCAGGGAUAUUAAUAGAGAGGCAAGACAGUUUGGGUUUGACGAAGACAUCAUGGGAAAUAAUCAUCCACGUGAACAUGACGGAUUAUCAGCACCAAAUACAGCUUCUAAUGGGAACACCCUCGGCUCUACAAAAACUCGCCAAGCUACUGGACAAGGGAGACUCAGAAUCUCAAAAGGUAGUUGAGACCUUAGUUAAUCAGGUCAUUCAUCGCAUUAAAGAAGUCAACCAAAAGGAUGCACUGAUGAGAUUUAAUGGAAGAAAUAGAGCAUCUAGGUCUAUACUGCCAUUCGUUGGAAGCGUGUAUCAUUCAGUGUUUGGUCUAAUGGAUGAAGAACACGCAGAUGAAUUGGUGGCGACAAUAAAAAGGACCCAUAAAAAUGAAGAAUACUUGCUUAAGCUAUACCAGAAUCAAUCCUCCAUUGAAGACAUAACGCAAGAGGUUUUGAAGAAACAAAAUGAAGUUGUUCGAAAUAAUUUUAACCAAAUAUCGGACUCCAUACAAAUAAUAAAGAAAGCGGCUGAAAAUGAAUUAGCAAUGGAAGGCUUUCAAAACUAUAUAGCAAGCAUUAACAUUGCAAUAGAGUCAAUAGAGCAACUGCAAGGAGAUAUUACGGAUUUGAUUUGGAACUCAAAGGGAAAUUUCAUGAAAAGGAUUUUACCUAUCGACAGAUUCCAAACCCAAAUAGCAACAAUUACGGCAAAUUUAAAUGAUGACUUACAAUUGCCAGAUACCGACCCGUUUGAGCUAUCAAAAAUAUCACGGGUCACAGCCACUAUAAACCAAGGCUUCUGUUUAGUGCGAAUUCAAAUACCACUUAUACAAAGCCAACAGCUACAGUUAUUUGCAUUGACCAGUUAUCCGAUUCUGCACGACGGCUACUUCGUGAGCUUUAAACUCGCAUAUGAAUAUCUGGUAGUAAAUAAGGAGAAAUCAAUGUAUAGUAGCCUGACAGAAACUAAAUAUUCGUAUUGCCAGAAAAUGAGAAGAAUCACGCUGUGUCCCCAAAUUGGACCACUCUACAAUGUAAGAAAGGACCAGUCGUGCGAACUAGAGCUAUUCUUUAAUUCGAAGCAAUUACCAUUAUCAUGUGUGGUGAAUAUAAUGCCUCUGCAAGAAGUUUGGUUGCAGCUUAAAUCCUCAAAUAGCUGGCUGUACUCCGUCCCUGAAGACACAAAGGCAGAAGUCAGUUGCGGCAGCUCUUAUACGGCACAUAUUUUAGUUGAGCAAGGCAUUGUAAAACUGCAACCUGGCUGCCACUUAACAACCGCGAUAGUAAGCGUUUGGGCACACAAGGCACCAACCACUGUUAUUCAGUACAAUAUGCCCCCAAUUAAUAUGAGCAGGAGUUUACCGCUCAUGAAGCACAUUACUAUAAAAGGGACUAUGUUGACAUACUCGAUUCCGGACAUUCCGCGGCCACCAGCCAUUGUUGAUUUCUCAGAAGACAUCGAUUUCCACCACCUGAUGCACUACAGCUCGAAUAUAUCAACUUGGAUCAUUAUCGCAGGAGUCAUCAUGGGAAUGAUCGUCAUCUUUCGGAAGCUAUGUGGUCUCUCAACACGAUAUCUUCCCGCUGCUCUGGCCCUUAGAUAAUAGAAUAGUCGAUAAGAAUAAAUAAGUACAUAAAUAUAAGUACAGUAGGUUGAAUAUUGAGUGGAUUCCUCACAACUCCUAUUUGAAUAAGAAAUAGUUCACCUUUUUUGAAAGUAAAUACUUUCAACGUGGGCAAUAUGUUAAGUCUUGUUGCACAAGUCUUAAGAUUAGUUACGCACACUCAUAGGGCACACAUUUAGGAUGCGCAUGUCCUCAGCAUGUGGUAACGAUUGUAAGGCCGAUAAGUAGAACAAUAGAAAGUAGCAAUUGUGCGCACGUGCAACGGCAUUGUACACAUACAUACAUAGUGCACAUGCGCACAACAUGACCUAAGGGUUGUUUAGUUGGCAAUUAUAGACAUUACAAUUCAGUGCCAGGGUGUAUGGGAAUAGUCACGUAUGCAUUUCUUAAAUGUUAUGAAAUGCGAUUGGCUUAAAAUGCAAGUGAAACCGUAUACUAUUUUUAUUACUUCCUGGCACUGUCGGUUUAAGUGUUUUUCUAGAUAAGUUAUACAUACCUACUACAUGUGUAGUGCAACACACAUGUUUUAGAUAUACUAUGGUUAGGGUAAGAAUUGUGUAUGUGUAGGUUAAGAGUUUUUGUUAUAAAUAAAGGCUCUGGGACACCAGAGCGUCAGUUAUCUACCAAA
Messenger RNA from Rhagoletis zephyria (snowberry fruit fly), 8114 nucleotides. RefSeq lists its product as uncharacterized. Lineage: Eukaryota; Metazoa; Arthropoda; Insecta; Diptera; Tephritidae. The record is from RefSeq and is a predicted model, not a curated record. Gene Ontology annotation, molecular function: nucleic acid binding. Gene Ontology annotation, biological process: DNA integration.